Rhizophagus irregularis DAOM 181602=DAOM 197198 is the source of this 2144-nucleotide messenger RNA. RefSeq lists its product as uncharacterized. Gene Ontology annotation, molecular function: ATP binding; RNA helicase activity; nucleic acid binding. NCBI's taxonomy places the organism in Eukaryota, Fungi, Glomeromycota, Glomeromycetes, Glomerales, Glomeraceae. Gene Ontology annotation, cellular component: nucleolus. The record is from RefSeq and is a predicted model, not a curated record.
UUUCUUGUUCUAUAUAAUUGAUCAACGUCGAAAAAAUUAUUUUUUUUGCCCUUAAUAAUGUCUGCGACAUUUGCGAAAGCAGGCUCUUGGGAUACUUUAGAGCCUAAAUUGAGUCCUUUUAUUUUGGAAACUUUAGCGACUUUAGGAUUUUCAGAAAUGACCCCUGUUCAAGCAAGUGCUAUUCCAUUGUUUAUGAAAAAUAAAGACGUAGUGAUUGAGGCUGUAACGGGCUCCGGUAAAACUCUUUCAUUUGUUAUUCCAAUAAUCGAAAAAUUAACUCGAAAAAAACGACUAGCAAAAAAUGAAAUAGGUGCUAUCGUUAUUACUCCAACAAGAGAACUUGCACAACAAAUAUCUUCAGUAUUUUCUAUAUUUCUCAAAGAUCCCUCUUUACCAAAACACGCACUUAUCAUCGGGGGUACCACUACACUUCAUGACGAUAUUGCUGAGUUUAAAGAAUUGGGCCCGGAUAUUCUUAUUGGGACACCGGGACGACUGCGGGAUUUAUUAAUUGGAAAAGGAAGCGAAAAAAGUGUGGUAAAUACUAAAGAACUAGAAAUACUAGUAUUAGAUGAAGCUGAUAGAUUAUUAGAUAUGGGAUUCUCGCAAACGUUAGAUAAUAUCAUUACACAUUUACCAAAACAAAGACGAACAGGAUUAUUUUCUGCGACAAUGACCGAUUCUAUUUCUGAGAUCGUUCGUGUAGGAUUAAGAAACCCAGUGAAAGUUGUUGUUAAAGUUGAAGAUAUUAUCUCAAAGGAUGAACAAAGGACACCGUUAACAUUGGAUAUCGGAUGUAUAGUAUGUGAACCACACCAAAAAUUAGCUCAGCUGAUACGAAUAAUAAACCGUGAAAAAACUACAAAAAAAUGUAUUGUCUAUUAUGCUACUUGUGCUUGUGUUGAUUAUUUUUAUAAAAUAUUAACAAAAUUGUCACAAUUAAAAGGAAUAUCUAUCCAUUCGCUACAUGGAAAAAUGGAUACAAAGAGACGAACAGCUACCUAUCAGUCAUUUAUUAACCUUCCGACAACAUCAAAGGCUCUUUUAUUGUGUACCGAUGUUGCCGCAAGAGGGUUAGAUAUGCCUGACGUUGAUUUCAUUAUACAAAUGGAUCCACCACAAGACCCAAAAGUUUUUUCCCAUCGUUGCGGUAGAACCGCAAGAGCUGGAAAAAAAGGAAAAGCUAUCUUAUUAUUGGUUAAAGGAAGGGAAGAAGUUUACGUAGAUUUUUUAAAAAUCCGAAAAAUUCCCGUACGGCUUCUUUCUUAUAUUUUAUCUGAUAAUAGUAAUACCAUUGUAACGCAAGAUACUAUCGAUGAAGAAAAUGAUAGUCUCUUGAAACAAGUUCAGGACAUUGUUUUAGCGGAUCGAGAUUUACAUGAUAAGGGCACGAAAGCCUUCGUUUCGUACGUUCGUUUCUAUACAAAACAUGACGCUAGUUACAUAUUUCGCUUGAAAGAUUUAGAUCUGGGUAAAGUUGCUAAAGGUUACGGUCUAUUACGGUUACCGAAAAUGCCCGAAUUAAAAGAUUACAAAAUUAAUGACUUUGAAGAAAACUCCGUAAAUAUGGAUGAAUAUAAAUAUGCUGAUAAAUCACGCGAAAAAAAGAGAAGGCAAAAGUUAAUAGAGGAAAAACUAAGAUAUGCCACGCAAUCAGAUAAGAUACAUAAACGUCGACAACUUCCAAAGGGUUCUUGGUCUGCUAAGAAAUUAGCAAAGCAGCGCAAAGCGGAACGUAAAUUUAAGAAAGCCAAAAAGAAAGAAUUUCUUAAAAAAAGAAAUGCUGAUGAUAUGAUUGACGAUGAAUGGAAAGAAUUACAAAAAGAAGAACGAUUAGCAAAGAAGUUAAAAAAGGGAAAAAUCAAAAAAGAGGAAUUUGAAAAAAGAAAUAACGAGUUAGAUUAGCUACCUAGUUCUAGUCGUAAAUUCAACACGGUCGUGUGACCGUUAAACGUUGUCCGCAUAUUUAUUGACGCAAUGUAGACCUACAGAGAAGUGUCUUAUGAUGUUACCUAGUAAAUAAACUAAAUCACAUGAUUUUAAUUAAUUAAACUCUAAAGAGAUUGUCGAUACUACGAUGCUACCAUAUUUUGGUUAACAAAUAAACAUUAUAAGGAUCUACAAUUUUUUUUUAUUUUUGGCGG